Messenger RNA from Aspergillus japonicus CBS 114.51, 3008 nucleotides. It is a transcript of the gene sey1, whose product is annotated as dynamin-like GTPase SEY1. Gene Ontology annotation, cellular component: endoplasmic reticulum. Gene Ontology annotation, biological process: endoplasmic reticulum membrane fusion. Lineage: Eukaryota; Fungi; Ascomycota; Eurotiomycetes; Eurotiales; Aspergillaceae. Gene Ontology annotation, molecular function: GTPase activity; GTP binding. The coding region runs from base 208 to 2781 and encodes 857 amino acids. The transcript has 4 exons. The record is from RefSeq and is a predicted model, not a curated record.
UCGUCUCAUCUUGUACCACUACUUCCUCCUCUCGCCACGGUCUCCGCAUCUGACGUUCCCUAUCCAUUUGCGCUUCCGAUAGUCGUACUUCACUGCGACUCGCCAUACUAUCACCCCAAAUCCCCCAAACCAAACAAUCAUACAUCAAACUAGAGCACGCUUCAUUUUUGUCGUCUGGCGCGCCGCACAAACGCUAGUCAUUCCGUCAUGGCGACCAACGGUCAUUUUGCCUCGCUUGGCAACGGCAGCAGCGACAAGACUGCAUACGAGCAUGGCGUGCAAGUGAUUGACGGCGAUAAAGAAUUCAAUCCGAAUCUAUCAAAAUACCUAAGUCUGGAAGAUGUCACCCAUGCGGGUUUCAACUAUCACCUCAUAUCUGUGUUCGGAUCCCAGUCGACGGGCAAGUCCACGCUCCUGAACCACCUCUUCGGUACGCAUUUCUCAGUCAUGUCCGAGCUGGAGCGUCGCCAGACGACCAAGGGUAUCUGGCUGUCGAAGAACAAGAACGGCGGGGACAAGUCGAUGGCGGAUAACAUCCUGGUGAUGGACGUCGAGGGUACAGAUGGUCGCGAGAGAGGCGAAGACCAGGAUUUUGAGCGCAAGAGCGCCCUUUUUGCGCUUGCGACCAGUGAAGUCUUGAUUGUCAAUAUCUGGGAGCAUCAGGUCGGUCUGUACCAGGGCGCAAACAUGGGACUGCUGAAGACGGUUUUCGAGGUCAAUUUGCAGCUGUUCUUGAAGGAUCGCAACACCACCCAUCGAUCUCUCUUGUUCUUUGUGAUCCGUGAUUUCGUUGGCAAUACGCCCCUGAAGAAUCUACAGAACACCCUGAUGGAAGACAUGUCUCGACUGUGGGACUCGAUCUCGAAGCCCGCCGGCCUGGAGCAGUCGUCCGUUCACGAUUACUUCGACUUCCAGUUUUACGGCCUCCCCCACAAGAGUUACCAGCCUGAGCAGUUUGUUGCCGAAACCAAGAAGCUCAGCUUGCGUUUCCGUGAGGACCACAAGGAUCCUAGUCUCGAUCCCCGCAAAGGCGAGUUCUCUGAUGGUGGUGUCUUCCUACCCGAGUACCACCGCAGAAUCCCCGCCGAUGGUUUCUCUAAGUAUGCGGAGGGCAUUUGGGACCAGAUCGUCAACAAUAAGGACUUGGACCUUCCAACCCAGCAGGAAUUGUUAGCGCAAUUCCGCUGCGAUGAGAUCCUUCGGGAGGUCAUGCUCGCCUUCGACGAGGCCAUUAUUCCCUUUGAGGAUAAGCAGUCGCAGGCCGCUCGCCUCGGUGAGCCGGAGAUCCUCGGUGGUUUGGGAGCCGCCAUGCGCACCUCUCGCAGUAAAGCGUUUAGCAGUUUCGAGACCGAGGCCAGUCGCUACCACAAAGGUGUUUACCUGCGCAAACAAGCAGAGUUGGAGGACAAGAUUGAUACUCGCCUCAAGGCGCUCUUCCAGGGUCAACUCGAUGCCAUGCACAAGACUGGUAUCAAUGAGUUCACUGAGGCUGUCUCCGGCACUGUCAAGGCUGGCCAGAAGAAGGGUACUGGUUACGACUUCGCGGAGAUUGUCAAUGACGAGGUGUCUAAGGCAGUUCAGAAGUUUGAGGAGGUUGCGCGCGCCACUGUUGUUGAGGGGACUGCCUGGAGCGAUUACCAGCAGCAGCUGUCGUUGUAUGAGAAAGAGCUGGCCGACGUCAGCGCACGGUUGCGACGGGAGGAGAUGCGGCGGCUGGCCAGUCGGGUUGAGCGGUGGGUCCAGUCUCGCCUGGGAGAGUCGGUCGGCUUGGAAUUCAAUGCGCUUGGUUCUGGACGCGCCGGGGGCGGUGCACCUGAAGAAGGGGACAAGCCUGUUGAGAAGAAGUUCUGGGACCGUGUCUGGAAUGUCUUUGUUGAAACGGUCCUUGAUGCCGAGCGCAGAUUUACCGACCGUGCUAGUAGCUUUGAUGCUAGCUUGGAGGAGGUUGACGUUGGUCUCUGGCGGUUGCGCCGGAAGUCCUGGGGCGUGCUACGGGCCAAGAUCGAAGAAGAAAUGUUGGAGGGCAACUUGCUGCUGAAGCUGCGCGAGAACUUCGAGGACAAAUUUCGAUAUGACGAAGCUGGUGUCCCCCGGAUCUGGCGCCCUACCGACGACAUUGAGGGUAUCUAUACGCGCGCUCGCGAGUCGACUCUCACGCUUAUCCCACUACUGUCCCGGUUCCGUCUUGAAGAGACUUCUGCUCCGCCUCCGCUGGAUCGCUGGAUCGGCCACACUCCCAGCUCUUCAACCCCGGCGGACGAGGAGGAUUUGCCGCCGAUCGGAGGAGUGGACGAGGAGGAAGGCAAGAGCCUAGAGGAGGAAAUGACAAUGCUUAGCGAGGCCAAGCGCCAAGAACUGACGGUGCGGUUCAAAAAGGCGGCGGAUGGCGUCUAUGUCGAAGCCAAGCGGAGUGCCAUCGGGGGCAUGACGCAGGUUCCGCUGUAUUUCUACGGUAUCCUCCUUGCGCUCGGCUGGAACGAGAUCAUUGCUGUGCUUCGCAACCCCGCCUACUUCUUCUUGCUGUUUGUUUGCGCGGUGGGCGCGUAUGUGACCUAUCAGCUUAAUCUGUGGGGCCCCAUCAUGAAGAUGACGGAGGCGGCCUCGAACCAAGCCAUGGUGGAGGGCAAGAGACGACUGCGCGAGUUCCUUGAGUCGUCGGACACAGGCCGUCAGGCAAUUGCUAUGUCGACGCAGGGCGGUGCUGGGCGAGGUGAGCAGCACGAGAUGUCCCGACUCAACAAGCAAGGACAGAGUGUGAAAGAGGAUGAAGAUGAUUUGUGAAGGGGGAGGAGGAGGUGUAUUUUCACUUGCAUUCUUGUAUUCCACUAUUGUGUAUUGUCAUUGUCUGAAUAGAUAUUAUAUCACAGCCUUGAAGAGCUGUUUAUGUACACAGCACAGUCCACGUUAAGAACUUGAGUCUCGCCCGGACUUACUCCGAUUCCCCGCCUUUCUCAGCGGCGCCCCUCGUCUGUCACUUACGCCUCCCCUCUUGUGUUUCCUCCAUUUCA